UCACGGUUCACUUACCUCUCUGUCUCUCUCCUCUGUCUGUCUCAUAAGGCAAUUACAGUCAAAGGAAAGUAGCUGCAGCAGGAGGACUUUAGAGAUAGGAUAUAAUGGCGCAAGCAGCACAGCGUAAUUCAAGCUUCGCAAAUGCUUUGAGCACAGGACAGGUGUUGCAACAGCACAUUGAAAAUGCAACUGCGAGCACUCGAGGUGUGGGGGGCACCACUUCAAUGAGUGUUCCCUACCAAAUGCCACCAGCUUCACAGGUUAUCUCGAUGAAACCUCCGGUUCCCAGCGGAGAAAAUGCCGCUGAGAAAGUGUUGCCGAGUUGCCCGACUGUGUAUGCCUUCAUCAAUGACUUCAAAUUGCUUGGAAAUCCGCGGUGGGCGCAAGACCGUCACGAGGACACACAACCUCUGGGUGGCAGUCAUCUCCCGCCCCCAUCCGUGCCAUCUCUCGUUCCUUUGCAUGUGAAUCAGAUGAACCUUGAUGUUCAAUGCCAUAUCAGCACCGCAUUUGUCACUGUUGAAGGUGAGUGGGAGCUCGACUUCGUCGUCAAAGGGCUUCGUUGUGACUGUGUUCUUGCGGUUCCCAUGAGUCACCAUGGUACAAUGACGCAAAUUGAAAUUGACAUGGGCGAAGGACGGAUGUACACAACACUCGUUAUCCCCAAGGAUGAAGCCGCUAGCUAUGGUGCUGGAGGGAGUGUAAAUGCAGGUCUUGAGGAGGUGGGGUCUUACAACCCAGAGCUCUUCAGACUCACAGUUGGCCAAGUUUUUGGCGGCUCAAAGCUCUCCGUGCGAGUCUCCUGGUUUCAGCCCCUUUUGUUUGCGAACGGCUUCUACAACGUACACAUCCCUUUUAUCAUCCCAAACGCACAGCUGGCUAGAGCGAGGAACAAACACGUGGUCGGUAAGAUUGGUUGCACUAUAAACGUAGGCUCCGGUGGCCCGGUUGUGACUGGGGCAUUCAACCACAUGAUGAGGGAGCGAAAGAGGGGUGAGGGACGAGUGGAACUUGAGUGGGACUCUCAUUCCAUGCAUGACUGGAGAAAUGUUGACUUCGUCGGGUCGUAUCAGGUCUGGUCACAGGGAAUCUUACCGGCGCUUAUAGUGCAAGACUCGCAACCAGGGGAUCUCGAUGGCAGAGGUACUUUCUGUCUGUCUCUGUCUCCACCAGACCCAAGGAGUGUCACCCUCUUCAUGCGCUCUGUCGUGUUUCUCCUCGACCGCAGCGGGAGCAUGUAUGGGCGUCCCGUCGAGGAUGCACGCCAUUCGUUGAAACUCGCUCUUGACCUUUUGAAACCUGAGGAUAAGUUCUCAGUGAUAGCGUUUGAUCAUGAACAGAUGGCAUUCUCCCCAGCACUAGAAAGUGCACACCCUGCAAAGGUUCAAAUGGCGAAAGACUGGAUAGACUCAACUUGUCAGGCACGUGGGGGCACAGACAUCCUGGCACCUCUAAGGCAAGCCAUUGCAAUGCUCGACUCUGCAGUGGGAGGAGUGCCGUAUGUCUUCCUCAUCACCGAUGGAGCUGUAUCAGAUGAGAGGGAAAUCUGUAAGGAGAUGCACUCUGUGGCAUCGGCCCGUGGGGGUUCAGCUCCCAGGAUCUCCACAUUCGGAAUAGGUCACUACUGCAACUACUUCUUCCUGCGGAUGCUUGCGGUGAUUGGCCGAGGAAUUGCGGAUGCGGCGUUCACCCAGGACAAGGUGAAGGAACAGAUGGAGAGGCUUCUCCUCGCAGCCUCGACACCACUCCUCACAAAUCUCCAACUCUCGAUUCCUGAUCUGCCACAUGGAUGUGAGAUUUACCCCUUUCCCGUUCCUGAUCUCUUUUGUGGAAACCCCCUUGUCAUCUCAGGGAAGUUUCAUGGUACAUUUCCGCCUUUCGUUGAGGUUGUUGGCAGCAACCCUGACGGGUCGCAGUGGUCCUCGAAGGUGACAUCCAACCGCGUGCCGCAGAUACCCCUGAACAGGGUGUUUGUGAAGCAGCAGAUGGAUCUGCUAACUGCAAGGGCUUGGCUUCAUGACGACAGCAAACUACGCGCGCAAGUGGUUGAUAUCAGCGUUAAGGAGGGGGUUCCUUGUGAGCACACAGUCAUGGUGGGUUUCGAGACAACUCCGGAAAAGCACCAGGAGUUGAAGGCGGACUUGAAAGCAGGAAAGCAGGCGAACCCGAAGAAGUAUGCUGUCACAAAGUACGCAGCAAUAGCAGUGGUCGCGGGAUUGGCGAUUGGCUUUGGCUCUGUUAUGUUGACAAUGAACAAUGCACCUGUUCUCGAUGGCUUAUCGGCCUUGGGUGAUGUCGGGACCGGUUUUGGCGGUGAUGGUGUUGGCUGUUGCGACUUUGGUGGCUGUGAUGGCUGUGUUGAUUGUGGGGAAUGUGGGGUCAGUGGGGGUUGUGAUGGUUGUGGCGAUUGUGGCGAUAUUUUGGAUCCCAUCGGCCAGUGUUGUACAUCGUUCGGAGAUUGCCUUGAUUUGCUGUCAGCUCUGGGUUGAUCCACUAAGGGUGCCUGUGGCUGUGCCACAGAUGCCUCCAAUCCUUGAACUUGGGUCACAAGUCUUUCCAUUGUCUGGUUCCACAAGCUGCCAUCCCCGGAAUUAUUGGUCCAGGUACGUCACCAUUAUUUCCAAACUUUCUCCUCACAAGGAAAGGUGUGUUAUGUGGUCAUCGGCGACUCCUUCAAAAUGACCGGGGUUAUAAGCUUCAACAGCCAUGCAUGUGGGAUUGUUGAGGAGAACCCGUAUCCUGUGGAAAUGAUAAGAAUAAGUGGGAUUACGCAAAAAGUGAUUUUGGCAGGUCUGGACCUCGUCCUAAGCAAACGCAGUUUGCAUGAGAUCAAAGGACACUGGAGCAAUCAACAAUGCCAGUGUCU
Molecule: messenger RNA, 2866 nt
Organism: Chara braunii
Lineage: Eukaryota; Viridiplantae; Streptophyta; Charophyceae; Charales; Characeae
Source: the annotation of a GenBank genome assembly